AUGAGCUUUUCCGUUAUUUGGAUCAAGGCACUUGCCUUAAUCAGUACUCUACUGAUUAAUAUAUCUAGAGCAGAUAUAUCGCUAAGCGAAAUACAGUCAACUUUACAAUUUGAAAUUACAACGGAUUUAUCACAAGUGAAGAUAAACCCAGAAGGCCCUCUUAACUUUCUGCGCGGAUACAUCUACCAUAAGAUGGAGCUCAUGCACAACAAAAGAUUCUUUGCCCCACAGAUUGACACAUAUUAUAAUGCAGGCGAAGACCCAAAGCACCCUCCUGACACCUUUGAUAAGUCUCUAUAUACUCGAGAUAAAAAACAGGAUAAAGUGUAUAAGGUACUAAAAAAGAAUGGAACAGAUAUGUACUUAGAAAAGUAUCACACCCAUCUGAUUGAUCUGUUUCCAUCACACACUGGUGACAUAACCAUUGAGGCACGAGGAAACCAGUCUUUUGUUCAGUUCUUGCGGGCAAAGACAACAGAGAAGCACUCUUUGCAGAUUCUGGCCAUGCUGCUGCUUUUCUCAGAGGGGGUGAAUAUUCCCAUCAAAGUCAAUAAUUCUGUACUAGAGGUCUAUGAAAAAGACGAAAAAGAUGAAAUAUACUUUAAAGUGUCUAUGAGAAUCCCAUGGUUUGACAGUAAUUUGAAGAAGGAAGUACUGACCAGGCAAAGAACAGCUAAUCAAAUUAUUAGCUUCUUCGAGGCCAAUGCAACCAAUUGUGAAGUACUUAACAUGCUUGUGGACAGAUGCUCACAAGAUGAAGUUGCUACAGGAAUUUUCCUAGACAGCCUUAAGUUUCUUAUCCAGACGUAUAUAUUUGGAUUUAUAGACAGUGCAAAACGCGCAACGGAGUUUAUCCAGACUGUGCAUAGUAUGACAGAAAAAUAUGCACCAAAGACAGAAGCACCAAUCAAAGGCAACUCGGUAUAUGACAGACUGUUUAAGCCUGCUAGCGUUGAAGCAGAAAUAGACUGUGCAGUUUUAAUGAAGGACACUCAAGAUAUUCUAAAUACGUAUCGGGCUUUUCCAUUUGCAGACAACACACAGCUUCCUGCAUAUACAUCUGUUCCUUUUUACAACCGAGAGUUAACUAGCUUUUCCAAAAACAGCUUGGAAAGCUAUAGUAACUGCGUGGAGUGCUCAAUUCUUUCUCUUUUCUGCUGCUUGACAUACGAUCCAUCUGAUUUCCUACAUAAAACAGAUCACAUGGGGAAUGUCUCUGAUGAGCUUAAAGAUUUCUUCUCUAUAGACAAACAGCCAUUUUUCACUACAAAAAUUGAGUUCCAGGAGAAAUGGUGUGCAGUUGUUGCAGAUAUAAAAAACCUAAAUAUUCUAUAUCGCAGAGAUAGAAACGAGCUAUAUCCUGGUAUUCUGAAUAUGCUCAUGGUCAUUGCUGAAAUAGUAAAUGCACCUGAAGACGAAAAAGACAAAAUAGUAGCCGCCAUGUGGGACCUAUAUGACGGAGGUGGAUAUCUAACCAAUACAUUGAGUGAAAAUAUUAAAGACUACACAGAAGAAGUAUUUAAACGUCUAUCCAAAACAGAAAAUAUACAAGUUAAUUUUUCUGAUCUCCAAUGUGCUGAAUUUCCUGGGAAUGUAUAUGACUUAGUUGGCGAGAUUACUGUGGUAUUUGAGCACACCAAUGUUAAGAAUACAAUAGUCUUAACUAUAACUGAUACUCAUAGUGCUAUUAAGAUGGAACCUACUGUUAUGAAAGUUCAUGAUGACCGACUAGAAAGAAUGAAUAGAAUAGCAAAUACUUCUAGAGAUAGAGAGACAUUUAUUGAAAAUCUACUUACUAUGUAUGUUGACUAUGAGGCAAGAAAGAUUGACACGCCUGAGAAUAGCAAUGAGUUUAUGAGGUCUCAGGUAUGCAAAACCAUUGAGAACAACUUCACAGACAUCAAUAGACUGCUGCUAAUGAAGAAAAUUAGCGAUUAUAACUACAAGCAGGAUUUAGUUGCCUGUUCUAUCAUAUACAGCAUGGAUCAGGAGCUAUUCCUAGAGCACCCCCUUGUUCGGUUUACUUCCAACAUAAUAGGAAGCACUGAGCUAGAUAGGAUAAUUGUCCAGAUGGAUAUGCUUGCCCCAAUUGUCUUCGCAGAUCUGCAUAAUAAAGAUGGCAAGGUAGGCGCGUACCCAAGGCUGCAAUUUUCAGAGAAUAGAUACAGGCAACUUGCGUGCUUCUCAUUUUCCAGCUACUUUAUUAACUAUACGCUGUACAAUGAUGCUGUUUUUAUGGUGUGGAUCAUGUCCUUUAGAUACACAUGCAUGAAAGAUGAAUUUGUGACAAGUUGCUAUCCAUUAACAGCUAACAAACUGAAUAGAAGAAUUUGCCAAUAUAUAUUCAGAAAUGGAGAUAUGAAGCUUUCUAAUAUCAUUGAUAAGUUCAUCGCGGAUGCAUAUCCUGCACAGGUAGAUGAGGUAACACACAUUUUACACUUUAUCUGGACUGUAUAUCUUUGUGCGGAAGAGAAUCCAAAUGUACAGCUGAUUAAGGAAAACUACGACUUUAUUCGCAACUCCAAGCACAUUUCAAAAGAUUCUGCCCCAUUUGUUCUUCUAGAUGAUAUACGUGAGCAGGUUCUUAAAACCCUCAAUGAUCUAAAGGACCACCUGUGCAGAAAUGAAAAUGAUGUCAAUGAGCUUAAUAAGUUUAUACUUAUUAUUCAGAAAAAAGUUUAA
Nematocida ausubeli is the source of this 2682-nucleotide messenger RNA. RefSeq lists its product as uncharacterized. NCBI's taxonomy places the organism in Eukaryota, Fungi, Microsporidia. The coding region runs from base 1 to 2682 and encodes 893 amino acids. The record is from RefSeq and is a predicted model, not a curated record. The transcript has a single exon.